Pneumocystis jirovecii RU7 is the source of this 2055-nucleotide messenger RNA. RefSeq lists its product as uncharacterized. The record is from RefSeq and is a predicted model, not a curated record. Bases 1 to 2055 code for a protein of 684 amino acids. NCBI's taxonomy places the organism in Eukaryota, Fungi, Ascomycota, Pneumocystomycetes, Pneumocystales, Pneumocystaceae. The transcript has 7 exons. Gene Ontology annotation, cellular component: cytoplasm. Gene Ontology annotation, molecular function: alpha-1,4-glucan glucosyltransferase (UDP-glucose donor) activity. Gene Ontology annotation, biological process: glycogen biosynthetic process.
AUGAGUUCAGGAAAAACUAGAGAUGUAAAAAAACAUAUUCUUUUUGAGGUAUCAAUGGAAGUUUCAAACAGAGUUGGUGGAAUUUAUUCAGUCCUUAAAUCAAAAGCACCUGUUACAUCUAUGGAGUAUUCUUAUGAUCGUUAUAUUGCUAUUGGGAAGAUUACAGAAUCAGCAAUUAAUUUUGAAGUUGAACAGCUUACUACUGAGGAUCAGCCUACACUUCAUGAAACAUUACAAUAUAUGAAAAAAAGAGGCAUAAAUUAUAUUUAUGGAAGAUGGUUAAUUGAUGGUGCACCUCGAGUUCUUUUAUUUGAUUUAGAUAAUGCUUAUCACUGGUUAAAUGAAUGGAAAGGCGAUUUAUGGAAUACUACUGGCAUUCCUUCUCCUCCAGAUGAUUUGGAAACUAAUGAAGCAAUUGUUUUCGGUUACAUAGUAGCCUGGUUUUUAGGAGAAUUUAUUUCUCAUGAGCAUGAAAGAGCUGUUGUAGUUCAUUUUCAUGAAUGGCUUGCUGGUGUAGCAUUGCCACUUUGUAGAAAACGUAAACUAGACUUAACAACUAUUUUUACUACACAUGCAACUUUACUCGGACGCUAUCUUUGUGCAGAUAAUGCAGAUUUUUAUAAUAAUUUACAACACUUUGAUGUAGAUUAUGAGGCAGGAAGGAGAGGAAUUUACCAUAGGUAUUGUAUAGAGCGUGCUGCAGCUCACAGCGCAGAUGUCUUUACGACAGUAUCACAUAUUACUGCUUACGAAAGUGAGCAUUUGUUGAAAAGAAAACCAGAUGGUGUUUUGCCUAAUGGUCUUAAUAUUAUAAAAUUUGCAGCAAUUCAUGAACUUCAAAAUCUACAUGCUAUAUCUAAACAAAAAAUAAGUGAAUUUGUGCGCGGGCAUUUUUAUGGCCAUAAUGACUUCGAUCUUGAUAAUACACUGUAUUUUUUUACAUCUGGAAGAUAUGAAUAUAGAAAUAAAGGCGUUGAUUUAUAUAUCGAAAGUCUUGCUCGGUUAAAUGGACGUAUGAAAGGAUCUGGUAGUAAAAUGACUGUAAUUGCAUUUAUUAUUAUGCCUGCUGCUACACAUUCAUAUACCGUUGAGGCUUUAAAGGGACAAGCAGUCAUGAAAUCUUUACAAAAUACUGUUGAACAUAUUCAAAAAGAAAUAGGCCAACGGAUUUUUGAAAAAUGUUGCCAGCAUUCAAAAGAUUCUGAUGAAGACUUUAUUGAUACAACAAAUCUUUUAACAGACCAAGAUAAAAUUUUACUUAAACGGCGAAUGUUUGCAUUAAAAAGGUCAACAUUGCCACCAAUUGUUACACAUAAUAUGGCAGAUAAUAAUGAUCCAAUUUUAACACAAAUUAGAAGAGUUCAAUUGUUUAAUUCUAAGGAAGAUAGAGUUAAAAUAAUUUUUCAUCCUGAAUUUUUAAACUCAAAUAAUCCAAUAUUAUCUCUCGAUUAUGACGAUUUUGUACGUGGGUGCCAUCUUGGUAUUUUUCCUUCAUAUUAUGAACCAUGGGGUUAUACACCAGCCGAAGCUAUAGUUAUGGGUGUUCCUAGUGUAACAACGAAUAUUUCAGGUUUUGGAUGUUAUAUGGAAGAUAUAAUUGAAAAUCCAUCUGAUUAUGGUAUUUAUAUUGUUGAUAGAAGAAUGAAAUCAGUUGAUGAAAGUAUAAAUCAACUUACAAAUAUUAUGUAUAAUUUUACAACUAAAACACGGAGACAACGUAUUAAUCAGCGUAACCGUUGUGAAAGAUUAAGUGAUUUCUUGGAUUGGAAAAUUAUGGGUCUUGAAUAUAUUAAAGCACGACAACUCGCAUUAAGGCGUGCUUAUCCUAAUAGUUUUAAUGAUGAUUUAAUAGAAAAAAGUACAAACUUGACAUUAAAGAGUGUAAUUAAAGUUCCUCGACCUUUAUCGGCUCCUGCAAGUCCGAAAUAUCGAAAUAGUUUAGUAUCUAUACAGGAUUUAAAUGAUAUUGAAGAAGAUAUACAAAAUUUUCAUACGAGUGAUUAUAUUUCAAAUAAAAUUGGUGAUAAUGGUGAAGAAGUUAGUUUCUAUGUUUAA